AUGAGUGUCAUCUUGGAGACCUCGUUGGGUGAUGUGGUUAUUGAUCUUUUAGUCGACGCGACCCCCAAAGCUUGCGAGAAUUUUCUGAAGCUAUGCAAGGUCAAGUAUUACAAUUUUUCUCCGGUAUACAACGUCCAGAAGAAUUUCUCCUUCCAGACCGGCGACCCCAUAGGUCCCGACUCUAAGGACAGCGAUGGAGGGUCUUCCAUAUGGGGUCUCCUCAACGGACCCUCACGAAGGACAUUUCCGAUCAAGUUCCCACCGAAAAUGAAGCACACAGAGCGUGGCACGGUUAGUAUGGCUACGGUCCCUUCCACAAAAGACCUCGACGAGCGCCUGGCGGGAAGCCAGUUCAUUAUAACCCUUGGUGAUAAUCUGGACUACCUGGAUGGGAAAGCGGCUAUUUUCGGGAAAGUGGUGGAAGGAUUCGAUGUCCUGGAGAAAGUAAACGAUGCGUUUAUCGAUGAUAAGGGACGUCCACUUAAAGAUAUUCGAAUUCGGCAUACCGUGAUUCUAGAUGAUCCUUUCGACGAUCCACCGGGGCUGGUGGUACCCCCAGAAAGUCCACUGCCUUCGAAAGCGCAGUUGGCAACAGUAAUGAUUGCAGACGAUGAAGAGUUAGACGAAAAUAUCGACGAGGUGGCGGUAGAAAAGUUACGACGCGAGCGCGAGGCUCGGGCACAGGCUUUGACCCUGGAAAUGGUUGGGGAUUUGCCGUUUGCUGAGGUCAAGCCACCAGAAAACGUCCUUUUCGUGUGUAAACUUAAUCCUGUAACUCAAGAUGAGGAUCUUCAUCUUAUUUUUAGUCGGUUUGGGCCGAUAUUGUCCUGUGAAGUGAUACGAGACAAGCGAACUGGUGACAGCCUGCAGUAUGCGUUCAUCGAAUUUGAGAACCAGAAAGACUGCGAACAAGCUUAUUUUAAAAUGCAAGGUGUUUUGAUCGAUGAUCAUCGAAUUCAUGUUGACUUUUCUCAAAGUGUUUCGAAAUUAUCGGACACUUGGCGGAACGCAACAAAUUCCAAAAGAGCUAGCCAACGAGGCGGGUUUGGAGGAAUAUCUACUUUAGAGAAGAGGCGCCAAUACAGAGCCUCAGAGGCGCUUCGACGAGAUUCAUAUGGAAUGGUAUUUGACAAGGAGGAUAUGCGCAGAAAAGGCGAUUUUAAAUCUUACAGACAUUCUCGGAGUCGGAGUCGAAGCCCACCUAGAGGAUCCAGACAUAGAAGUAGGUCACCCUCGCGUCACCAUUAUGACGAUGGUGAUAAUAGGCAAUACAGAGGGAGCAACAACUCAUCAAGGCAUGGAUACGGAAGUGAUAGGCGUAGGCGAUGA
This is a messenger RNA of Paracoccidioides brasiliensis Pb18, 1329 nucleotides long. RefSeq names its product peptidyl-prolyl cis-trans isomerase-like 4. Bases 1 to 1329 code for a protein of 442 amino acids. The transcript is spliced from 4 exons. Gene Ontology annotation, biological process: protein peptidyl-prolyl isomerization. The record is from RefSeq and is a predicted model, not a curated record. Gene Ontology annotation, cellular component: nucleus. Gene Ontology annotation, molecular function: peptidyl-prolyl cis-trans isomerase activity; RNA binding.